Messenger RNA from Zonotrichia leucophrys gambelii, 2586 nucleotides. RefSeq names its product transmembrane protein 200B (gene TMEM200B). The transcript is spliced from 2 exons. The coding region runs from base 152 to 1426 and encodes 424 amino acids. Lineage: Eukaryota; Metazoa; Chordata; Aves; Passeriformes; Passerellidae. The record is from RefSeq and is a predicted model, not a curated record.
CGCGGCACCGCGCUGCCUCCCGCCGCUCCAUGGCCCCGGCCGCGGCGGCGGAGCCCAGCGCCCGCCGCCCCCGGGGCACCGGCCCCGGCCCCGGCCCCGGCGGGAGGCGCACGGCUCGGCGGCCGCCGGAAUUGUGGCUGUGCCGGAGACGAUGACUGCAGGGAGCGCCGAAUCCAACGGGCCCAUGCGGGAAGCGGAGCCCAGAGGGCCCAAGGUGCCGGUGCCCCCCGUGCCCCCGCGGCGCCGGGGCCGCCUGCGGCGCCAGCCCCCGACAGAGCCCCCACUGAAGGGGCAGCUCCGCAUGCGCUCACCCGCGGGCGCCUUCGUCAUGGUGGGCAUCUCUGUGGUCCUGGUGGGCAUGACCAUUGCCGUGGUGGGCUACUGGCCUCACCGGGGACACGGGGGCGCCGAGGCCAGCGUGGGGAACACCAGUGUGGUGGGGGACAUGAGGAGGGAGGUGGUGGCUGGGCGCCACGUGCCCCACAGUGAGAAGCUGAAGCUGAUCGGCCCUGUCAUCAUGGGAAUCGGGCUCUUCAUCUUCAUCUGUGCCAACACGAUGCUGUACGAGAACAGGGACAUGGAGACCCGGCAGCUGAUGCAGAAGGGGCUCUACAGCCUGGCAGUGGGGCUGCCUGGGGGGACCAGCCCCGAGGAUGGGCACUGCCUGCACAGGGACAGCCAGCCCUUCCCCAAGGCCAACGCUGAGUGCGUGGAGGGCUGUUACCAGGUGGACCUGUCCUGUCAGCCCUGCCCCAGCCCUGGCAGCAAGUGGUCUGACUGCUACGGCCCCAACCGGCUCCAGGCCAUGGCCGAGUUCCUGCAGCACCCGGCAGCUUCACCCGCGGCCUCUCUCCACAGCCUCCGCUCCACCGAGGCCAACCUGAGCCUCCCGCGCGGCGCCGGAGCCGAGUCCCUCCUGUCCUCGGCCGUGGGGGCCCUGACACUGCCCAUCAUCAAACUCAACAACUGCCUCCUGGACGGGGCAGCGCGGGGGGCUGGCGGGAGGGCACAGAGGGGCCCUGCUGAGCGUCCUCCCAAAACAUCACAGCUCUCCAUCGGUGACAGCACCGCACCCUGCGGCCACGACGCUGAUGGUGGCGGUGGCCACGUUGUCAUCAGCAUGGGUGACAGCUGUCCUGGCAUGGAGCCGCUGGUGGAGCUGAGCCCCGAUGUGCACCUCCACACCCCGGGACACUCCAAAUCCCUGGACCUUGGCCGGCCGGGGGUGCUGCUGGUGGCCCCCAUCAAGGACCGCAAGAACCGGAGCUGGCCCCGGCUGGACCACGUCAGCCUCGUGGGCUACGCCAAACUGGAGAGCACUGGCGAGUCCUCGGACCAGCUGCUGGAGCCCAGCGAGUGCCCAGGCCAGGGCCAGCCCCUGCCCAGCUCCUGGGUGGUGGGCAUGGAGCAGGGCACACGGGUCUAAUGUCCCCAGCACCUUUGGGGACUGUAACAUCCCAGUCCCUCAUCCUGGCCUGCGGUACCCACCACAUGCAAGAGGGGUUUUGGGGGUGGCAUUUUUACGCCAAUGCCAAGAGGAAGGUCCUGACCCUCUGCUCCUGAGUGAGGACUCGCCUAGGUGGGAUGUCCUUCCGGGUGGAUGCCCUUGGCCUUACAAGACCUUUUCCUGGUGGCUUUUCUAGAGGAGUCCUCACUUUGAGAUCCCACACAAAUUGUGGGAUAGGGACAUGGGGGCAGGUGAAGCCCCACCAGCCCCCACAGCACUUUAUCUCAGUAGGUUUGGGGUGGGGAGAUGCUUUGGGGGGUGAUGUCCCCUUGUCCAGCCUCAAUCCACCAGAAAAUUUGCUUGGCCAGAGCACGUAGGCCCAACAGGGCUAUUAAAUAUUAUCUGGAUGCCAUGUGGUCCUGCCUUGCCUCCUCCUCUUGCCUGUGGGAUGCUUGGGAGGGGCAGUGCCUGUGGCCGUCUGUCCAGAGGGUCCGUGAGACCUUGUGCCCCCACCCAGACUCCACCGGAGAAGGGAUGCUCCAUAACCAGCUGCUCAGCAUUCAGAGGAUGGGGUGAUAAGUGCAAGGUUUGGGAUUUUUAUGGAGGGAAGGGAUGUAAAAGGUGCCCAAGGAGCUGCAGGCAGUGAGCAAGGUGCUGCUGCCCACCUGGGGUGCAGCAAUUCUGAGAGCCUCUCAGUGGAUCUAGGUUUGUUUGUGCUGGGUUUUGGUGGCAUGGAGGAUGCAGGUGGUGGGAGGAAGGAUAUGAAGGGGCAGAGAGUUGGGGGAGUGUCAGUGCUGGUUUUGCCAGAGUGCUGUUCUGUUAUUUGGUGCCUGUUGGAUGCAGAGCUCUAUGGGAUGAGGCCAGAGAGGCAGCCUCAGCACAGGGUGGAUUCCUGGAGAAAAGGGAGCUGGGGCUUCAUCCCAUCCCUUCUUACUCCCUCCUGCUCUCUUGGGCAGGAGGAGCCCCAGGAUGCCAGGGCAUGUGGAAGGAUGGAUUGAUGUGGAAGGACUGGGACAGCUCUGCUCUCCAGCAACUCGGGAGGCUUCAAAAUGGCUGUGGCAGCCUAGAUGGGAUCUUUGCCUUUUGCCUUCCCAAAACCAGGGCCUCUUGGGAUGACUGAAAUCUCUUUUAUCUGUAUG